AUGAUUGAAGAAUGCGAGUUGCCGGGCGAUUCAAAUGAUGAUCAUUUAGAGUUAAAAAUUACUAAUCCAAAUGAUCCAUCAGAUAAAGUUGCUAUUCAAAUUGAUAAACUUGCUAUUGGUAUAAAAAAUAAAACGAAAACAGAAUUUUCAACUGAAAUUGAAAAAAUUAAAAUAUUAGAAAAAGAAGAACAACAAGCUAUUGAAGGUACAUCUAUUAUUUAA
This is a messenger RNA of Rotaria sordida, 222 nucleotides long. The record is from the annotation of a GenBank genome assembly. NCBI's taxonomy places the organism in Eukaryota, Metazoa, Rotifera, Eurotatoria, Philodinida, Philodinidae.